AUGGCUACAACAAAGGGUAAAACUUCUACCUAUAGAAGUGAUGAACAAGAAAUUGAUCUCAAUCUCACACUUGGUGGCCUUUAUAAUACUGAAAAUCCUAACGAAAUUUCAGUGCCUCAACCUUUUUCACAAAUUAUAGCAUCAGUUGCCAACAAUCCUGCAUUUCAGCGGGCUAUUGAGAUUAUAAGAUCUGAUAUGAAUAACAACUCAAAAGAUAUGCCUGAAAUUAAUGAGAAGAGAAAAGCAACUAGUCCAACUUUUGUUCCAAAAAGCAAUGGAGAAUCUGCUAUCAAAUUCAAUGCGGAAAAGGGUAAGUCGAUUUUCUUACCAGAAAGCCAUGGAGAAAAGCCAUCAAAGAAAGUUAAGAAUUCUGAUGAAGUAUUGGAUAAGGGUAAGUCAAUUGUAUUACCAGAAAACAAUGGAGAAAAGGCGUUAAAGAAAGUUAAGAAUUCUGAUGAAGUAUUAGAUAAGGGUAAGUCAAUUGUAUUAUCAAAAAGCAAUGGAGAAAAGCCGUUAAAGAAAAUUAAGAAUUCUGAUAAUAUUGUCACUUUGAUGAAUGCUAGUGAACUACUAAAGAUUAUGCCUUCUGUGACAACUUCUGGUGGUAUCAUAAAUGGAAAACUGACAGAAGGAUUCUCUAUAGUGGUGGACAAGAAAAGCAAAUUUCAAUACUUUGCAUUUGCCAUGGGAUGUUCUUCACGGCAGCUGAAUUUGUGA
Solanum stenotomum is the source of this 717-nucleotide messenger RNA. RefSeq lists its product as uncharacterized. Lineage: Eukaryota; Viridiplantae; Streptophyta; Magnoliopsida; Solanales; Solanaceae. The coding region runs from base 1 to 717 and encodes 238 amino acids. The transcript has 2 exons. The record is from RefSeq and is a predicted model, not a curated record.